AUGAGGGGUGUACAAGUAAUUGAAGUGAAGAUACGAAGUGCUAGCUCCAAGAUCCGAGCAUCUAACAUUGGCGACUUUGAGCCUGCGAUUGUUCUUGGACGGUCGCCAGACUGGCAGAAAAAAGAUGUAUGGUCCGGAAUUGUGCCGGUUUAUGAAUAUUUCGGCAAUCCGGUAGCAAGUGGGGUGAUGGAUGGAGUGAAGAGGACAGAUAUUACGGAUGAUGAGGAGCGAUUAAAGCUGGUUCGACUGAACAAGAACGAAAAUUCAAAGGAGUACUCUGAGAAAGCUGCCGCUGCUGGUGCGGUAGAACAGGACAUGAAAGAACGGGUGCGGGAAUGGGAGCAAACAUUGUAG
This is a messenger RNA of Talaromyces amestolkiae, 354 nucleotides long. RefSeq lists its product as uncharacterized. The transcript has a single exon. The record is from RefSeq and is a predicted model, not a curated record. The coding region runs from base 1 to 354 and encodes 117 amino acids. Lineage: Eukaryota; Fungi; Ascomycota; Eurotiomycetes; Eurotiales; Trichocomaceae.